AUGGCUGCUCAUGGGGAACGGACAGGAGAGGAGCAGAGGGCAGCGAGCAGCAGCAUGAAUGCAUUGGCCUACCCGCUUUCGCUCCCAGCAUUUGAGGUACUGCUGGAGUGCUUGAAGAGAUACAAGCAGCCUUUUCCGGCGCGAGCGGAGGUGAUCACGGACAUUAUCAAUGCAAUGCUGCCAGCAGAACAGCAGGUGACCAAGGUACAGGUUUUCAACGUGCUCGACAAGCUUAAGACACAAGAGCCCGUGUUCGCAGUCAGGCAGCAUCUUGUGCAGCAGCGUACUGCAAACAAUGCCAGCUGGCUCCAGCUCUUCGGGGACACCAUCCUCAGCCGGGAGCUUCUCAAGAGGCACGACUACAACCUGUACUACGCUCAGACCAGCUUCUCCGCUGCGGUCAACGUGCACAACGUGCUUUACGGUCUCCAGCGGUUCACGGAGGCACCGGAACUGGGCCUCCAGCACAAUCAACACCUGCGCACGCACAGGGGUGCGCUGUACGUGAAGCGCUUUGAAGAGGGCUACUUGCUCUCAUGGGUGCUGCGAUUCUGCCAGGAGCUUUGCGAGAGCCAGCUGAGCGAGAUUGAUCUCCGGUGGCCGCUGGAUGUCCUGAUACACCGGAUAAUCGACCCCUUCUGGUGCCAACUCAGAGAUGAAGCCCUGGAGCACCCGAAGGUCUGCCGGAACGAGUUCUGCGGGCGGUACGCCCAUGUGGACGGUAACUGCAAGGUUAUCCGGAGCUGUUGCGCCCGCCGGGACGUGGAGAUGUUCGAGACGGCAAUCGGGCGAGUCGUGAAAGGCUGCCCCAAGACGCCGGCGCGAGGCAAACGCUUCUGCAAGGAGCAUCUGCAAGAGGCAAUACAGAAAGGGCAAGACGGGGAUGCACUGCCACCCGAGGCCGGGGAGCCGGGUGAUUCGGACGUUGAUGACGGCGACAACGCCGCCGAGAGCGACGACGAGAUAGUUUUUCUGGGGGAGGGCGAUCAGGGGCGGGAGCAGGGGGGCGCCACCGGGGACGUGGCAGCCGCAGACGGAAAGACGGCGGGCCGGGCACGUGACAAGGGGAAGGGCAAGGCGCCCGAACCGGACGGGCCGCAGCAACAAGAGUGGGAGGUCAACGAAGACGCACCGGUGGCGCUCCGCACCCGUGGGCGGGCACAGCUUGCAAGUUCCGGGGGGAUCUGGGAAGCGGAGCGGAUCGUGAAGAGCAUGGUCAAAGGAGGGGUAACGAUCUACCUCGUCAAGUGGAAGGGAUUCCCAUCAUCGGAGAACACGUGGGAGACCUAUGCCGACGUCACCAUCGGCGGCAUGGGUCUCAUGAACGAGUUCAAACGCCGCCAGCUCCCAGACGACUUCUACACCCGCGACCGGCAGGACAAAGAAGAGGACCCAGCGGACGAGACGUCGCAGCCGCAGCAGAAGAAGAGGAGGAUCACAUCCUGCACGCCCCGGGUAUCGGCUGACGGCAAGGGCCACACGGCGGGAACGGUCGUCAUGUUCUGGUGUUGCGGUCACAUGUUUCCCCCGCUGGAGAUGAUCCUGUCGGAGAGCACAACGUUGGUUCAUCACUACUUCAUGGAGUGUUUCGACCGCGUGGAGGACCUGCCCGAGUACGCGGGCAUGGACGACAUGUGCCAUUGGGCACGCUUUGCCGCGAGCGGCGGCCGCCCGGACAUGUGCGCCAAGACGAAGGCCUUCGUGGAGAAGGUGAAAAAGCUCGUCGACAAAUUCCACUACUCGAAGAACCACGUGGGGAAGUGGUGCAAGGAGAACGUGAGCCCGUUCCUGUAUCCGGAGCUGGAGGGAGCUAACAUGAGCGUCUGCGAGCAACGGUUUAAGUGGUUCGGCAAAUACCGAUGGCUAGCGAGAAACAUGAACCAGCGGCGCUUCCAGUUCCUGCUCCUGAUACUGACCAAGCUGGAUCACCUACAACGGGACGCAGCAACCAAUCGCCAUCUCCAAGCUCUGCAAGCCGCGCACCCGGGGGGGAGGCAGCCAACCCUGGCCGGGUCAACGAAACGACAGGUGACUAUCCAAAGCUAA
This is a messenger RNA of Klebsormidium nitens, 2046 nucleotides long. Lineage: Eukaryota; Viridiplantae; Streptophyta; Klebsormidiophyceae; Klebsormidiales; Klebsormidiaceae. The record is from the annotation of a GenBank genome assembly.